AUGCCAUCACGUAACCGCCAGGCCAGAGUUUCCGUCACCCGCACUAACCCGAUCGAGCGCGUGCCCCUGAUUAACCGAUACGAGUACGGCCUCAACGCCAAACCAUUCUCAGCGCCGCUCCGGCCGUGCCUGUCUCACGCUGCUGUCGCCGACUUCGACUUCGACUCUGACUCCGACUUCGACUUCGACCUCGACCUCAAUCUCGAAAUCCGGGGCCGACGCGACCCCGUCGUUCUUUGCCAGCGCGGUCGUCUCAGCGGCUGCGCCGUUUCCGCCUUUCCCACGGCUUCGUACGAGCUUCAGCCAAUUUCCACCGCCACCGGCCCGCCCUCCCUAGGCACGCAGGCAGAUCCUCGCUUGGACUCCUCUGUUCCAGCCUCAGCCUCAGCCUCAGCCUUGGCUUCUGCUACUGCUGCGGCUUCUGCUUCUGCUUCUGCCUCUCACCAGCCUGCCCAUCCUGGACCUCCCAAGGCGCCGCAUAAUCCCGCCUCGCAUAAGCGGAACCAGCACUCCAUCUUCCGCACUCUCGCAACAUCCGGCGCGGCCCCGACUCGCCUUCAGCGCCUCUCCUCUGCGCGUCUGUGGAAUCCCACCAACUCGACUCCCAGGUCUCCCUCCAACUCGCACAAGCGGCGCCCUUCCAGUCCAAUUGAAGCUCCCGUCCGGCUGCAACACCCAGGACUUGACCAGUCUACCAACACCGCCGAUCCCAACGUCACCGGCGCUGGCGACUAUCCGCUGCUAACGCUUACCGAACACAGACAGGCGAGACACUCUUCGUCGACGCCCAUCAGCUUCCAGUUGGACUUGAGCGGAACCGAGAACAAGCGGGUCAGCUUGCCUAGUUCAGUCCGCGCUUCGUACGACGAGAGGCGCUCACAAACUCUCUCACCAACUCGGUUUGAUCGCCAGAGUAGAACCAGCGGCGAUUUCACCAGGGAAUCGCCGCCGCUUACUAGAACACCCAAGGUCGACAAAGGCAAAGGCAUCAUGAUGCCGGAGAAUGAUGAGCCGGGGCAGUCCUACGCCAGGGACCUGGAGCGAGGGCCUGAUGUCAUGGACCACCGGCGCUUCUCCAACAUAUCUAUUGGGGAUGGAAUAGGAUCUGCAAUCUCGUCAUCCAACUCGUCAAUCAUGGGCGAAGAGGUCCAGCCGGACCUAGGUGAAUCGUGGGGACCGCAGCAUCCUUGCUUUCCUCAUCUGAAUCCCCAUGUGCCAUCAGAUUCGGCCGAAUAUGCCAAGACCCGGAUAAUUCGGAUUCGCCGCGAUUGGCUCCUUCAGGGUGACCUCGCUCCUACGUUCUCCAAUCUGUAUCCCGAAAUCUUGGAUCCGGCCGGAAUCCCAGAGCCUGAGUUCCGGCGCAUCAUAGACAAGCUCAACAAGGAACUGAUACCGGCCUUUGACCCCUACAACCCCCGGAAUGUGAUUGAUGCAUUCUUGGGACUUGUGACUGGCUGGCUUUGGGACGACUUUGGCAUGACGGGCAUCAAGUCUCGCCUCAACAACUUGGAGGCGUGGAUAGAGAAUUGGAACCGAGAGAAGGAGAAGACUACCCCUUCUGAAGAGGGGAUCUUGCCGCCAAAACUCAUCUCGCUCCGACGCACCGGAUACAUGACUCUGGAUAUUCAGAUACCAGACCCAGAGAUUGCGCCGGCCCCGAGCAGCACAGGCGCUGCCGAGUCAAUCGCAGCUCUGCCUAUGGAGCCGGCGCCGGUGCUCGUCGCCUGA
Molecule: messenger RNA, 1728 nt
Organism: Trichoderma reesei QM6a
Lineage: Eukaryota; Fungi; Ascomycota; Sordariomycetes; Hypocreales; Hypocreaceae
Exons: 3
Coding region: 1-1728 (575 amino acids)
Biological process (GO): peptidyl-L-cysteine S-palmitoylation; protein targeting to membrane
Cellular component (GO): extrinsic component of endoplasmic reticulum membrane; endoplasmic reticulum palmitoyltransferase complex
Source: RefSeq, a predicted model, not a curated record